UACCCACAUUCUGUGAUCGAUCUUUUAAUCUCUUCUCCCCCUUAAAAAACCCUUCAUGGCUAUUAAGAAACUUUACGGGACACUUGAUUCUCUCGACACAUUACGAGCCCUCGCUUCCAUCUUUGAACAUGAGCUUGAUUUGGAGUUCAUACCAAUUAACCUCGACACCGGAGAGCACAAAACUGAUUAUUUCCUCUCUUUAAGUCCCUUUGGUCAUGUUCCAGUCUACCAGGACGACGAAUUGACUCUAUUUGAAUCAAGGGCCGCGAUGAGGUUCAUAUCACAUUGUUACGCAAAACCUGAAAAAGAGCAGGUUUACGUUGUGCCAAAGCUACAGGGAAUAGCUUCUUCCUGGAUCGAUAUCGAGGACUACCAUUUAAGCGGCCCAUCUGCAAAACUCAGGGAGGAACUCGUGGAGAAGCCGAAAAAGGGGCGGCUGACCGACAAAGAAGUUGUGGCAGAGGAGGAGGCGAAGCUGGGCAAGCUUUUGGACGUGUAUGAAGAGCGGCUAACAAACUGCAAGUACUUGGGGGGUGAUAAGUUCACCUCUGCUGAUCUAACUCACCUCCCUCACCUGCACCACCUGAUGCGCACGCCGGUGAAGCGGCUGUUUGAAGAGCGGCCCAAGGUUAGUGCAUGGUGCAGGACCAUCCUGGCUCGCCCUGCUUGGACCAAGGUGGUGGACAUGGUUGAGAAAAAUAAGGUGUAGAUGGAAAUUAGUUGUUGGAUUAAUAAGGAAAAUAACUUGUGAUUAAGAAUUGUACCAUGUGAGGUGGAAGCCACGCGUGAGGAAGCAUGCUUAAUAAUAAUAA
Molecule: messenger RNA, 812 nt
Organism: Corylus avellana
Lineage: Eukaryota; Viridiplantae; Streptophyta; Magnoliopsida; Fagales; Betulaceae
Product: glutathione S-transferase
Biological process (GO): glutathione metabolic process
Cellular component (GO): cytoplasm
Molecular function (GO): glutathione binding; glutathione transferase activity
Source: RefSeq, a predicted model, not a curated record